This is a messenger RNA of Salmo salar (Atlantic salmon), 7039 nucleotides long. RefSeq names its product protein sprouty homolog 3. Gene Ontology annotation, cellular component: cytosol; membrane. Lineage: Eukaryota; Metazoa; Chordata; Actinopteri; Salmoniformes; Salmonidae. The record is from RefSeq and is a predicted model, not a curated record. Gene Ontology annotation, biological process: animal organ development; negative regulation of Ras protein signal transduction; negative regulation of MAP kinase activity.
GCUCGCAGAGAAUGAGAGGAUAAACGCACAGACAGGAAGGACUGACCCGAGAGAGUUAGAGUGAGAGACAGAGCUAGAGAGAGAGAGAGAGAGAGAGAGAGAGGGAGCAAGAGAACAAGGGGGAGAGGAACAGAGAGUGUGAGAGAGACUAUCCAGCAUUCAGUCUUUAUGUUUUCAGGGAGAGGAGAGAGAAAAACUACAGAGCCAUACUACUACAAUCUCCCUGACUGCUGGGAUUUUGGAACUCCUUCACUUUGAUUUGUUAACUUUUUUCACAAGCUUUCCUUAUUUUUUAAGAGUACAAUUAUUUGUUAAUUCUGAAGCGGAGGACCUGGCUGUUACUUUUUCUUGUGUUCUCUGGGAUAUUUCUCACGACACUCUGCCCUCUGGUCUCCACACUGUGGACCAGAGACCUCUCUGCCCCUGCUGUGCCCCUGACAAGGCAUUGUCAAACGGCUGCUUGUCGUUAGGGCAAUUGGUUGAUUGUCGUCAGGGCUGGGUUGUUGCUUCUUCAUCUUUGCGGGGAAUGACCCUAGGAGGCGUGGGAUUGGUUGCACUCCAGGGACGCUCCUGAAAAGACUGCGGAGGGGACUCAAGGCGCUGUGGCCCCACGGAACUGAGAGAGCCGCCCCUCCCCCUCCUCAACCCCAAGACGCCCCAUUUCACUGCAGCAUGGAUCUCCCCCCAUUUAGAGGUCUCUCUGAUGUGCCGUGAGAGGUGCGACUCCCCCGUCCCUGCCCCAGUCCCGACCCCAUCCCCCUCCCUCGUGCCCCUCCUUCAAGGACCAGGAUGGACCCUCCCCCAGGUCGUGGCCCUGCCCCAGUCAGGAUGGACCUGGAUGGGCUGGACCUCCAGCAGGUGCCUGUCCUCUCCCUGGACCAGAUUCGCUCCAUCCGGGCCAGCAAUGACUAUGUGGAGCGCCCUGUGGCCCUGGACCACACCUCACAUUCUGGCUUCUUUUACGCCCACGACGACCGCUACCCCAUCACCCAUGGGUACCCCCCUCAAGGUUACCUUCAUGGUUACUCUCAGGGGUACCCGUCCCAUGCCCCUCUCCCCCGGAGCCAGAGCCAGCAGCAACACGCCCACCUGACCCAUCUGAGUCGCUCCAGUACGGCCAGCUCAGCCAUGUCCCGGACCAGCGCUGCCUCCGACCAGAGACUCCUGGCGGGCCUGACGCCCUCCCACUCUGGCCUGGCCUCGGUGGUGCGCUCCCAGCCUAAAGGAGAACUCAAGCCUGAGGCUUCUCUAGGUAAAGGCCUGGAGGAGGGAGAGGACCUGGGCUUGCACCUGUUUAUCUGUGAGCGCUGUGGGAGGUGUAAGUGUCAGGAGUGCUGCGCCCCGCGGAGCCUGCCGUCCUACUGGGUCUGUAGGCAGCGCUGCCUCUGCUCUGCUCAGAGUGCUGUUGAGUACGGCACCUGUCUGUGCUGCGUUAAGGGCCUGUUCUACCACUGUUCCGCUCAGGAUGACGAGGACAACUGUGCCGACCGGCCCUGUGCUUGCACGCCCGCCCACGCCUGCGCUCGCUGGGGUACCAUUGGCCUUCUGGCGCUGUGCCUGCCCUGUCUCUGCUGCUACCCACCUGCCAGACUGUGCCUCGCCCUGUGCCAGCGGGCCCACGACCGAGCCACCCGCCCUGGCUGCCGCUGCAGCAACACCAACACCGUGUGCCGCAAGAUCUCCACCUCCAACCCCAACCCUGGGCACGCCCCCUUUCGCAGCAAGUCCCUGGAGAAGCCUGUAUGACAGUGGUGCACCUGGAGUCAGUCGUCGCCUGGACAACGCAGUCUUUGACAACAUUGCCAUGACAAUGCAAUCGCCCCGCCCAGCCCGUCGUGAUCUACCUACCGUGACCUUUCACCUUACGUACUUUCCAUACUUCUUCUUUUCCUCCUGCCUGAAGAGAAAUGACCAAAAGCCUUACUGUACUUUACUGUAACUGUACUGUACGUGUGGAGACUUGAGCCGAAACCUGAAACCGCCUGGUGCUUUUUGCUGAACUGACUGCCAAACUUAACCUUACUGUGUUACUGUGUGGGCAUACAGUCUCUACCUUCCCCUUACUGUGUGGGCAUACUGUCUCUACCUUCCCCUUACUGUGUGGGCAUACUGUCUCUACCUUCCCCUUACUGUGUGGGCAUACUGUCUCUACCUUCCCCUUACUGUGUGGGCAUACUGUCUCUACCUUCCCCUUACUGUGUGGGCAUACUGUCUCUACCUUCCCCUUACUGUGUGGGCAUACUGUCUCUACCUUCCCCUUACUGUGUGGGCAUACUGUCUGUACCUUCCCCUUACUGUGUUACUGUGUGGGCAUACUGUCUCUACCUUCCCCUUAUUGUGUGGGCAUACUGUCUCUACCUUCCCCUUACUGUGUGGGCAUACCGUCUCUACCUUCCCCUCACUGUGUGGGCAUACUGUCUCUACCUUCCCCUUACUGUGUGGGCAUACCGUCUCUACCUUCCUCUUACUGUGUGGGCAUACUGUCUCUACCUUCCCCUUACUGUGUGGGCAUGCAGUCUCUACCUUCCCCUUACUGUGUGGGCAUACAGUCUCUACCUUCCCCUUACUGUGUGGGCAUACCGUCUCUACCUUCCCCUUACUGUGUGGGCAUACUGUCUCUACCUUCCCCUUACUGUGUGGGCAUACUGUCUGUACCUUCCCCUUACUGUGUGGGCAUACUGUCUCUACCUUCCUCUUACUGUGUGGGCAUACUGUCUCUACCUUCCCCUUACUGUGUGGGCAUACUGUCUCUAUCUUCCCCUUACUGUGUGGGCAUGCAGUCUCUACCUUCCCCUUACUGUGUGGGCAUACUGUCUCUACCUUCCCCUUACUGUGUUACUGUGUGGGCAUACUGUCUCUACCUUCCCCUUACUGUGUUACUGUGUGGGCAUGCAGUCUCUACCUUCCCCUUACUGUGUGGGCAUACUGUCUCUACCUUCCCCUUACUGUGUUACUGUGUGGGCAUACAGUCUCUACCUUCCCCUUACUGUGUGGGCAUACUGUCUCUGCCUUCCCCUUACUGUGUGGGCAUACUGUCUCUACCUUCCCCUUACUGUGUUACUGUGUGGGCAUACAGUCUCUACCUUCCCCUUACUGUGUGGGCAUACAGUCUCUACCUUCCCCUUACUGUGUGGGCAUACUGUCUCUGCCUUCCCCUUACUGUGUGGGCAUACUGUCUCUACCUUCCCCUUACUGUGUGGGCAUACAGUCUCUACCUUCCCCUUACUGUGUGGGCAUACUGUCUCUACCUUCCCCUUACUGUGUGGGCAUGCAGUCUCUACCUUCCCCUUACUGUGUGGGCAUACAGUCUCUACCUUCCCCUUACUGUGUGGGCAUACUGUCUCUGCCUUCCCCUUACUGUGUGGGCAUACUGUCUCUGCCUUCCCCUUACUGUGUUACUGUGUGGGCAUACAGUCUCUACCUUCCCCUUAUUGUGUGGGCAUACAGUCUCUACCUUCCCCUUACUGUGUGGGCAUACUGUCUCUGCCUUCCCCUUACUGUGUGGGCAUACUGUCUCUACCUUCCCCUUACUGUGUUACUGUGUGGGCAUACAGUCUCUACCUUCCCCUUACUGUGUGGGCAUACAGUCUCUACCUUCCCCUUACUGUGUGGGCAUACUGUCUCUACCUUCCCCUUACUGUGUGGGCAUGCAGUCUCUACCUUCCCCUUACUGUGUGGGCAUACUGUCUCUACCUUCCCCUUACUGUGUUACUGUGUGGGCAUACAGUCUCUACCUUCCCCUUAUUGUGUGGGCCAGUCUACUGUACAUAGUACCGUGGCUAUUCUCUGUGUGCGCCUGCCUUUGCCGACCAGACCGAUACUCAACAGACCAACCUCACUGUGCUGUGUGAUGGGCUGGGGUUUGCUCUGUUAGACUUGACCUAUUUAUUUAUUGGACUUCCUCUUCAGUGAGGUAGAGCGAUAGAGAAAGACAUAGGUAGAGAGGUAGAGAGAGAGUGAGGUAGAGAGAGAGAGAUAGCUAGAGCAGACCAUGUGUUACAUGUGAGUACAGUGAGCAAGCUACUAGAACAAAUCCUAACACAGCCAUUAAAUAAAAGGGGUCUCUAGCAGAUGUGUAUUCCAGGCAUGACAGAGACAGAGACAGAGACAGGGUGGUCUACAGGGAGUCUACAGAGUGGGCCUCCUUCCCUCCCCUCCCUCUCUGAAGAGGCAUCCUGGAGCCGACCGACUGAAUGGACAUACAAGAUGUGGCAACGAGCGGCCAUGGCAGACAUUUUGUCUGAGGCUGAUGCAAAGACCCUAUCCUAAUGGUGGAACAAAGACACAAACUCUGAAACACAAACAUGUAUUACUGUUUAACACACCAAAAAGGGACCAUGAUGUACCCGGAGAAUCUAAAGUGAUUAAGCUCAUUUAAUAUGGAAAGCACUGUGAGAUAUAGAGGUGGAUCGUCUGUAGUGUUGUUCAGCUGUCUAACUAACAGACUAACCUGGGGGGCCUCCCUUAUGACCAGACAGUGUGUGUGUGUGUGUGUGUGUGUGUGUGUGUGUGUGUGUGUGUGUGUGUGUGUGUGUGUGUGUGUGUGUGUGUGUGUGUGUGUGUGUGUGUGUGUGUGUGUGUGUGUGGUUGCACGAGCAUGUGUAUGUGCACAAAUGUUUGUGUGUAAGUGUGUGUUCUUUCCGGUGUAUGUACAGUAUACACUAUAUAUAUACAAAAGUAUGUGGACAACCCUUCAAAUUAGUGGAUUCGGCUAUUUCAGGCACACCCGUUGCUGACAGGUGUAUAAAAUGGAGCACACAGCCAUGCGAUCUCCAUAGACAAACACUGGCAGUAGAAUGGCCUUACUGAAGAGCUCAGUGACUUUCAACGUGGCACCGUCAUUGGAUGCCACCUUUACAACAUGUCAGUUUGUAACAUUUUUGCCCAACUAGAGCUGCCCUGGUCAACUGUAAGUCCUGUUAUUGUGAAGUGGAAAAGUCUAGGAGCAACAACGGCUCAGCCGUGAAGUGGUAGGCCAUACAAGCUCACAGAACAGGACCGCCAAGUGCUGAAGCACGUAGUGCGUAAACAAGUGUCUGUCCUCGGUUGCAACACUCACUACCGAGUUCCAAACUGCAUCUGGAGCAACGUCAGCACAAGAACUGUUCGUCAGGAACUUAUGAAGUGGGUUUCCAUGGCCGAGCAGCCGCACACAAGCCUAAGAUCACCAUGCGCAAUGCCAAGCGUUGGUUGGAGUGGUGUAAAGCUUGCCGCCAUUGGACUCUGGAACAGUGGAAACACGUUCUCUGGAAUGAUGAAUCACGCUUCACCAUCUGUCAGUCUGACGGAUGAAUGUGGUUUGGCGCAUUCCAGGAGAACGCUACCUGUCUCAAUGCAUAGUGCCAACUGUAAAGUUUGGUAGAGAAGGAAUAAUGGUCUGGGGCUGAUUUUCAUGGUUUGAGCUAGGCCCCUUAAUUCCAGUGAAGGGAAAUCUUAACGCUACAGCAUACAAUGACAUUCUAGACAAUUCUGUGCGUCCAACUUUGUGGCAACAGUUUGGGGAAGGCCCUUUCCUGUUUCAGCAUGACAAUGCCCCCCAUAAACAAAGCGAGGUCCAUACAGAAAUGGUUUGUCGAGAUUGGUGUGGAAGAACUUGACUGGCCUGCACAGAGCCCUGACCUAAACCCCAUCGAACACCUUUGGGAUGAAUUGGAAUGCCGACUGCAAGCCAGGUCUAAUCACCCAACAUCAGUGCCCGACCUCACUAAUGCUCUUGUGGCUGAAUGGAAGCAAGUCCCCUCAGCAAUGUUCCAAUAUCUAUUGGAAAACCUUUCUAGAAGAGCGGAGGCAGUUAUAGCAGCAAAUGGAGGACCAACUCCACAUUAAUGCCCAUGAUUUUGGAAUGAAAUGUUCAACGAGCAGGUGGUCACAUACUUUUGGUCAUGUAGUGUAUAUGUGAGUAUGUGUGUGUGGGUGUCACGUCCCAUCCUGUGUUAGUGUGUGUCGGGCCUGUGUAUGUUUGCUGUCAGCAGAAGCCUCCUGUUUUAUUUUUAGCCCCGCUGCUUCAGAGGACCCAGAGUCUGGUCAGGUUUCCUCUCCACGGCAGGCUGACGCCAGACUUCCCUGACCCCUCACCGCAUGUCUCUCCCCUCCUCACCUCCCCUGCCUGUACCCAUCCCUCAGCCUCCCCUAACCCAUUCCUUCCUCCCCUCUCCUCUAUUCCUCCCUCCAUCCUGAUAGCGUUGCUGUCUACCGUGCACCAAAGAGAUGGAGCUACCCCAAAUUCCCAAUACAGAGGGAUAUCAUAGGGGAUGGACAGUAAGCCAGAUAAGGCUUAGGAAAGGGAGCCAGAUAAGAAAUAUUACCUCCGUUAUAGAUCUUUACCACUGCGUCCACAACACGUUAUGCAUUUUGCAUGGUCAGGGCUUUCCUCUUCUUGACAGAUUCCUCUGGCCAGUUUGAUCAACCUCAGGCAAGUCCUCCCCCCAACCCCAUUGGGGGGGCGGAGGGGGGCUAGCUAACACCUUCCAGCAUCACAUCUUAGCACCCCUUCCCUCCCAGUUACAUUCCUACUAACUGUAUGGACUAAAUAAAGGUGUCAGUGUGCUUCAGUUUGGCAGUUCAGCAGGUCACACCGAACAAGUGUGCUCGCAUAAUCAAAUCAAAUCAAAUGUAUUUAUAUAGCCCUUCUUACAUCAGCUGAUAUCUCAAAGUGCUGUACAGAAACCCAGCCUGAAACCCCAAACAGCAAGCAAUGCAGGUGUAGAAGCUUCUACUCCAUUAGAAGACCUUCACUUGAUAAACGAGAAAGAAGCAGCAAUAGUACUGUUUGUCCGUUUAGGGACGCUGUAGCCAGAAUACACUUCCUGAAAAUAGUCAGAUAACUCAAGAAAUCUGUCAUUAAUUUUGAUGUUUUUGCAGAGGAGAUCUUAGCUGCUCAAUUUUAUAUCUAACUAAGAUGUUAGGUGCAGUAUUUCUCCAGCGAAAAAAUUUGAAUGAAAACUAUUUGUCUCUCGUUGAAUGACAACAAACAAUCCUUACUGUUGUCCAAUCACCGAUGAAGAGGCACAGACUUCGGGAACCGAUUUCUGCUUGUCUC